Molecule: messenger RNA, 2970 nt
Organism: Octopus bimaculoides (California two-spot octopus)
Lineage: Eukaryota; Metazoa; Mollusca; Cephalopoda; Octopoda; Octopodidae
Product: pre-mRNA-processing factor 19
Biological process (GO): mRNA splicing, via spliceosome; DNA repair; protein ubiquitination
Cellular component (GO): Prp19 complex; U2-type catalytic step 1 spliceosome; cytoplasm
Molecular function (GO): ubiquitin protein ligase activity; protein binding
Source: RefSeq, a predicted model, not a curated record
GUUCAGGUAUGCCUUCGGUUUCGCAAUCCGGAAGUAGCGUUUUUGUGUAUUUCCGUUUAGAAGCCACGUGACUACCAACACUAACAAUGGCGCUUUGCUGUGCACUUAGCAAUGAAACCCCUGAACAUCCUUGCAUUUCACCGGUAUCAGGUCAUAUCUUUGAGCGUAGACUUUUGGAAAAGUACAUUCAAGAAAAUGGAACUGAUCCAAUGAAUGGGGAAAAGCUGACAACUGAUGUUCUUGUUGAUAUUAAAGCUUCACCUCUAAUUAAACCUCGACCACCUUCAGCUACAAGUAUUCCAGCCAUUCUAAAAUCUUUGCAAGAUGAAUGGGAUGCUGUCAUGUUACACAGUUUCACUCUACGACAACAAUUACAGACAGCUAGACAAGAAUUAUCUCAUGCUUUGUAUCAGCAUGAUGCUGCCUGUCGUGUAAUAGCUCGUCUCACAAAGGAAGUAACUGCUGCAAGAGAAGCUUUGGCUACUCUCAAACCCCAAGCAGGUAUUGUUGCUGGGCCUGCUGGUUAUGCUGCACCAACACCACAACCUGCUUAUGCAGCAGAAGCAGGACCUGAAGCUGCUCAGCAGCCAACAGAGGGCGCUGGCAUGACAGAAGAAGUCCUUCAGAAGCUCCAAGACAAAGCCACUUUGUUAACAGCUGAACGAAAGAAGAGAGGUAAAACUGUUCCUGAAGGUUUGGCGAGCUCAGAAGAUAUUCGUGGCUACAGACAAUUGGCUUCACACACUGGUCUUCAUAGUGCUAGUGUUCCUGGUAUUGUAUCAUUGGACAUUUGUUUGCGAGAUACAUCGAAGAUAGUUACAGGUGGGAAUGACAAGAAUGCUGUUGUUUUCAACAAAGAUACAGAACAAGUUAUGGCAAUUCUUAAGGGACAUACAAAGAAAGUUACCAGUGUCAUCUACCAUCCAGAAGAAGAUCUGGUGUUUACAGCAUCUCCUGAUAGCAGCAUCCGUGUUUGGGGCAUUCAGACUGCUCAGUGUGGUCAAGUGAUUCGUGCUCACGAAGCUCCUGUUACUGGUCUGAGUCUUCAUGCUACUGGAGAUUACUUACUCAGUAGUUCCACCGAUACAUAUUGGGCUUUCUCAGAUAUUCGAACUGGUAAAGUGUUAACUAAAGUCACUGAUACAUCUUCUCCACACCCUCUGACUUGUGCACAAUUCCAUCCUGAUGGUCUUAUUUUUGGAACUGGAACUGAGGAUUAUAUGAUUAAAAUCUGGGAUUUGAAAGAACAGAUCAAUGUAGCUAACUUCCCUGGGCACAUGGGCCCAAUUACCAGUAUUGCAUUUUCUGAAAAUGGUUACUACCUUGCUACUGCUGCUGAAGAUGCUGUUGUGAAACUGUGGGAUUUGCGUAAAUUGAAAAACUUCAAGACUAUCCAACUGGACGAUAAAUAUGAAGUACGCAGUCUUUGUUUUGAUCAGAGUGGAUCUUAUCUUGCUGUGGCAGGUACUGAUGUUAGGGUUUACCUCUGUAAACAGUGGCAAGACUUGGCAGUUUUUAAUGACCACACAGCAUCAGCUACUGGUGUGCGAUUUGGUCACAAUGCUACAUUUGUGGCUUCAGCUAGUAUGGAUCGUUCAGUUAAAUUCUUUGGAAUGAAUUAAGACCAUUACUUUAUGUGAAUGUGUGUAUGUGAGCAUAUAUGUGUGAGUCUUCGUUUAUAAUGUGCUGCAAGUAAUGUCAGUUGUGGAAAAGCAAACUCUUAAAGACAUCUUGCUAAUGUCGAUUUCAUCAAUAUUCUAAAUUUGACAAACAACAUGGAUUUUAAUAAAACAGUUGCUGUUAUUAUGUGACCAAAUUUUUUUUUUUCUUUCAAAAGUAAAGUUAUCAGAUAUUCAGUUUUUUAGAGUACAUACAUGCUUUUCUAACAGCUUCUUAUGUAACUAGUGACAAUAUUGUAUUAUUAGAUCUGGUUUGGAAUCUCCCAGUGUGAAGAUAAUCACCAUACACUUUGCACAGAUCACUCCAGUUAGCUUUAUUGUUGAUAUAUAUCAAUAUUUCAUUGGAAUUUAUCAGUAUGAAGAUCAGUAUUAUACAUUUUCACAGAUCAUCUAUCCACUCCAGUUGGAUUCUAUUGUUAAUAGAUAUUACGGUGUGAGAUUUGUCAUUAAAGCUCCAGAUCCUAUCUAGCUUCAUUUCAAGAACCUACAAAACAAGUCUUUUUUUACUGAUCUUUUCCUUGUCUUUAUAUGUCAAAAACUACGGUCUUUUUGUUUAAUUUAUUUUGAAGUUAGGUCUUAUAUAGUUUUAAAAUACUUCAUUCUUCUAUCAGUUUUCUUAAAUCCUUUUACACAUUUUUAAAGUUUAUUUUUGAACAUAAUGAUUGAGUUAAAUAACUUAAGGCUAAGCUACUUUUUUAUUUUACAUUAAGGGAUGCAAAUUACUUUGGUAGACAACGACAUGCUGUUUCUUAUCUUCUAAUGACUUUUCAGUCAACAAUUAUAUAUACAAAGCAAUUCUGGAGGUAGACCAAGUUGCUGUUAAUGGUUUGUGGAAUUUUAAACUAUAGUAUAUCUUUGGAUGAUUUAUUUUCUAUAGCAGGUUCCAAAUUCUUUCCAAAAAUUAAUUAUACUGUAGAAAUUUAUAACCAUGAUAGAGAAGUUUUUUUUAUUUUUUAAUCAUUUUCACCCUUGUUUCAUCAGAAUUUUCCUCUAUAUAAUAUUGCCAUGAUAAAAUCAAAUUCAGAAUUUUAAGCAUGUUUCAAAUAUUCUAGAAAUGAUUGUGCAGUGACUUCUUUCAAGAGGCAAAUUAAUCACCUUUGAUGUACAGUUCUACAAUCAUAAUGGUUGUCUUAAUUAAAGCUGCUUUCACUCUUUCCAUCCAACUUGUGGCGAAGAGGAUUCUGCACAUCAUUGAUAAUAUUUCAUUCUUUUUUGAUAUUGUAUUUUUUUUCUUUAUUAUUUUAUUAACUGACUCAUCUAUCAUCAGAAAUAAAACUGUUAAUUAUUAUAA